Molecule: messenger RNA, 680 nt
Organism: Aegilops tauschii subsp. strangulata
Lineage: Eukaryota; Viridiplantae; Streptophyta; Magnoliopsida; Poales; Poaceae
Product: MADS-box transcription factor 30-like
Biological process (GO): regulation of DNA-templated transcription
Cellular component (GO): nucleus
Molecular function (GO): protein dimerization activity; DNA binding; DNA-binding transcription factor activity
Source: RefSeq, a predicted model, not a curated record
GAGGAUUGAUUGAUUAUAAAGUACAGUGCUUCUCUCGCGAACUAGCCACUUGUGAGCUUCGUGCUACUACUUGUGAGCUAGCUAGUCCCAACUCCCAAGAGAUUAAGAUGGGGAGGCGUGGGAAGCUGGAGGUGAAGAGGAUCGUCGACGACGCUUCGCGGCGGGUGACCUUCUGCAAGCGGCGCGGCACGCUGCUGAAGAAGGCGCGUGGGCUAGCCGUGCUCUGCGACGACGACGUCAGCCUUGGCCUCGUCGUCUUUUCCAGUACCGGCAAGGUCGCCGGCGACUACUGCAGUCCGAAUACAAGCUGGAGUGAUCUCAUUCAGCGCUACGAGCGCGAGAGCACUCCCAGCACCCAGCUCCAGGUCCAGGACACAAACCAAGAUGGUGAUCAUCAUCAGCAACUGUUGGCGGAGGUGGCAAGGUUGAGGCAAGAGAUCGACCAUCUCGAGGGCAGCCUGAGGAGGCAGACCGGAGAAGAAGACCUGUUGUCAUCCGGCGUUACCGCGGCGGAGCUCCACGAUCUGCAGCACCACGUCGGGUCGGCACUGGGAAAAGUCCGUCAUAGAAAGGUGCACCUCCUGGAAGAAGAGAUGCUACUGGCCACGGCGGCGUUCCUGGAGGUGGAGGUGGACAUGGACAUGGAGGCGUCGACGUCACUGCAGCCGACGUUGCCAUAG